UCCCAUGCCAAUGUGAAAGUCGGUCAUCUAGAUGGGCAAAAUUCAUCUGACACACUAACUUUAUUAAUAUAAAUAAAUGCCAGCCAAGAUACUACCAAUAUUCCAGUUUACAAUCUUCGAGUGGCAAUACUCUUUUCUCCUUUUCUUUGCAUCUUCCUCAGUACCUUCCUACAACCUGAGGAUCUCCUAAAACUUCUAUUCUAUAUAUCAUCUCUUCAUUGGCUUAAACAAAGAUAGAAAGUUAGAAAGACAGAUAGUAUUUUCUGAAGAAAUCAAGAACUUGGCUAUGGAAUUCACUAGUUUGCAUGAUACUUCAUUGGAUCUUAAUGCCAAACCAGCUCUAAGGAUUUUCGACGAUGCCCAGAUACUGAGAGGUGCUCUAAUGGAGGAGCUAAAGAGGGUGAGCGCAGAAAACGUAAAACUGACAGAACUAUUAACAGUUACAUGUGAGAAUUAUAAUGAACUGCGAAAACAAUUAACGGAGUAUACAUCGAAGAAUCCUGCACUGAAGAAGAGAAAAGCUGAAAGCAGCAUCAAUAAUGGGAAUAAUAAUCAUGGAAGGAAUGGCUCUGAUAAGAGUAGCUCAAGUGAUGAAGAUUCAUGCAAGAAACCAAGGGAAGAACAAAUAAAAGAACAGAUUUCUCGGGUUUAUCUACGAACAGAAGCAUCUGAUAUGAGCCUUGUUGUCAAGGAUGGAUAUCAAUGGAGGAAAUAUGGACAAAAGGUCACAAGGGACAACCCUUCACCAAGAGCUUACUUCAGGUGUUCUUUUGCUCCAACUUGUCCUGUCAAAAAGAAGGUUCAAAGAAGUAUUGAUGAUCAAUCUAUUCUAGUUGCUACAUAUGAAGGCGAUCACAACCAUCCUCAACCCUCAAAACUUGAGUCCACUUCAGGCUCUAAUCGGUGCACGACACUUGGCACGUCCCCGACCUCUUUCAGCUCAUCCAGGUCUACCAUUACACUUGAUCUUGCGAAACCAGAGAAAACUACAGAUAGUGCAAGAAGUUCAAUCAGAAAAAUUGAUUCACCAGAAUUCCAGCAGUAUUUGGUGGAACAAAUGGCUUCUAUACUAACGAAAGAUCCCAACUUUAAAGCAAGCCUAGCAGCUGCCAUUUCAGGCAACUUUCUCCAGCAGAAUAAACAGACAGGUAAGAGCUCAAAUGAAGAAGUUGGUGAGGGUAUUUUGGGGCCUUUGACACUGUGCAGGGAAUGAACUAGUUGAUACAAAUCGACGUUGUGACAAGAAGACGAGUGGUUGGAACUGAAAAACAAUUUGUUUUCUCGACACCCAAAUGGUCGACCGGACCCCAAAAAAAUCCGGGACAGACCUAAUCUAGCUGUGGUUAGAAAUUGUGAUGACUGAUGAGGAUUUUGUAUGAGCCAAAAGCCAUAAUGGUUAAUUCAAUCAUAUAAUGAGCAAAAGCUUGUAGAGGUGUAGGUCAUCUAGCAUAGAGGGGAACACAUACCUUAACAUCUCAAAGAAAAUAUAAAAUUAUUAUAUUAUAUUCCUCAAUUA
Molecule: messenger RNA, 1516 nt
Organism: Olea europaea var. sylvestris
Lineage: Eukaryota; Viridiplantae; Streptophyta; Magnoliopsida; Lamiales; Oleaceae
Product: probable WRKY transcription factor 40
Exons: 4
Coding region: 287-1213 (308 amino acids)
Biological process (GO): regulation of DNA-templated transcription
Molecular function (GO): sequence-specific DNA binding; DNA-binding transcription factor activity
Source: RefSeq, a predicted model, not a curated record